CCGCGCGCGUCAUCGCUCCGCGCCGCUGUCUCUGUGUCAUCGCUGCGCGCGGGCCAUGGCGGCGCUCUGGAGGCACUGCGGGCGGCUGCUGGCGCGGCGGCCGGGGGCUGCGCAGGCGCUCACCGCCGGAGCCCUCAUGGGAGUUGGUGACGUGAUAGCACAGCAGCUGGUGGAGCGGCGGGGGCUGCGCGGGCACCACGGCACCCGCACUGUGAAGAUGAUGGCCAUUGGCUUCUGCUUUGUGGGCCCCGUUGUGGGCAGCUGGUACAAGAUUCUGGAUCAACUCAUCCCAGGGACCUCAAAAGUGGUGGCGGUGAAGAAGAUGGUGCUGGAUCAGGGGGCCUUUGCACCGUGUUUCCUUGGUUGCUUCCUCGCCAUCACAGGUGCCAUGAAUGGUCUGUCCAUGGAAGAGAACUGGUCCAAGAUCCAGCAGGACUAUGUGGAUGCCCUCCUGACCAACUAUUCUAUCUGGCCACCAGUGCAAAUCGCAAACUUCUACUUCGUGCCCCUGAAGCACAGGCUGGCCGUUGUCCAGUGCGUUGCAAUCAUCUGGAACUGCUACCUCUCCUGGAAGACAAAUCGGCUGUGAGGUGGAAGUUGUGUCCCCUCCCUGCCUGACCCUGUCCCACUGCCAGUGCCCCUGGACCAGGCACCUGUGGCUGUCUACAGGGCUGGGAUAUGCAGGGUGCUCUCUUCAGGAGACCACAUCACCCUUACUGCUCCAGGGACACAUGGAAGAGAAGACAGCACCAAGUCCAGCCUGGGAUGGGCCAAUGCCAGGGACUGAUGGGGGUCCAGUAGCUGAUGCAGGUGGUUGGGGCAGUUCUGCCCCUUAAUAUGCUGCUCCGUCCAUGCUCAAUCCAGUCCCCAGCUCUCUCCCUGAUGGACUUGGCUUCAGGUCUGCUGUGGGCAGUCAAAACACCCAAUAAAUGGUGUU
Messenger RNA from Dryobates pubescens (Downy woodpecker), 937 nucleotides. It is a transcript of the gene MPV17, whose product is annotated as mitochondrial inner membrane protein MPV17. Gene Ontology annotation, cellular component: cytoplasm; membrane. The coding region runs from base 56 to 589 and encodes 177 amino acids. The transcript has 7 exons. The record is from RefSeq and is a predicted model, not a curated record. Lineage: Eukaryota; Metazoa; Chordata; Aves; Piciformes; Picidae.